CCUCCGAGCAGCCGCUGCAGCGCCUGUCAGAUCACGACGAGCUGCAGGAUGGAGACUUCAUCGAGGUCAUCGUCGCAGGAUCGGCCUCGGUGACCCAGAUGAGGAUCCGUCCCCACUCCCUGGUGGUCCAGUCAUACCGGACUCCCACUUUCUGUCACCACUGUGGAGAAAUGCUGUGGGGUCUCGUUCGACAGGGGUUAAAAUGUGACGGCUGUGGAUUAGACUUCCAUAAACGUUGUGCUUUCCUGUUGCCUAAUAACUGUAGUCAAGCGCGGCGGCAGGUUAGCACCAGCUUCUCUCUGUUUCCUCCCCGACGCCCCCCUUCACUCUCCCUGUCCAAUCAGACAGGAGGCAGUCUGGAGGAGAUCAGCUUGUCCAAGCCCUCAUCCAGGCCUCCCUCCUGGGUGGAGCCUCCGGUCUGGCUGGGAGUCGGGUACGGUGACAAGAGCGGGACUCGGGUCCCUCACACCUUCCACAUCCACAGCUACACCAAACCCACCGUCUGCCAGUACUGCCAUCGACUGCUCAAAGGGCUCUUCAGACAGGGGUUGCAGUGCUCAGACUGCAGGUUUAACUGCCAUCGGCGUUGUGAGCGUCUAGUCCCCAGAGACUGUCCAGGAGAGAGGAAAGGCAUCAACGGGGAAGAAUCCACAGCAGCUGGGCACAGCUGUCCACCAGACCCAGAUGACACCGAGUCAGAGCUAACCAGUGUGAUGACACUAGAUAACUCUGAUGAUGAGAUGUCCAAUGAUGGAGACUUGCUGGCUGAGACCAAUGAGGAACAGCAACCGCGAGAGCUCAUGAGCCCGUGUUUCAGCAGCAACAUCCCCCUGAUGAGGCUCGUUCAGUCGGUGCAUCACAGUAAAAGGAGAGCUGGUGGAGUCCUGCGAGAGGGAUGGCUGCUGCAUCACACCAACACCGACACACUGAGGAAACGUCAUUACUGGGUCUUGGACUGGAAGAGCAUCACCCUGUACCAGAAUGAGAGCAGCACCAAAUACUACAAGGAGAUCCCUCUGUCUGAGGUGCUGCAGGUCCGAGGUGCCGCCCAGCUCUCCGUGCCCUCCUUGCCAGGCAGCAGCGCCCACUCGUUUGAGGUGGUGACGGCCACGCUGGUGUACUGUGUGGUGGCCAGAGAGGAAGGGCCAGUCUGGGAGAACGCCAUCUGCCAGGCUCUGAGGCCCGUGCAGAGCAGUGGAGGACAUGGAGAGGAGGAGCAGGAUCAAUACUCACACAGAGACAGCGCGGACGUCAGCUCAGUGUACCAGAUCUUUACAGAUGAGGUGCUCGGUUCAGGACAGUUUGGAGUGGUGUACAAAGGUACUCACAGGAAGUCGGGUCAGCCAGUCGCCAUCAAAGUAAUUGACAAGACGCGCUUCCCCACCAAACAAGAGACGCAGCUGAGGAACGAAGUGUCCAUCCUGCAGAAUCUGUCCCACCUUGGCGUCGUUCUGCUGGAGGGGAUGUUCGAGACUGUCAAGCACGUCUUUGUUGUCAUGGAGAAGCUCCAUGGGGACAUGCUGGAGAUGAUUCUGUCCAGUGAGAAAGGCCGACUCCCUGAACGCAGCACUCGCUUCCUGGUCAUGCAGAUCCUCGAAGCUUUGCGGUAUCUGCACUUCAAACAUAUCGCUCACUGUGACCUGAAGCCUGAGAACGUGCUGCUGGCCUCUGCAGACCCUUUUCCUCAGGUGAAGCUGUGCGACUUCGGUUUCGCCCGCAUCAUUGGUGAGAAGUCGUUCCGUCGUUCGGUGGUGGGGACGCCGGCUUACCUUGCGCCCGAGGUUAUCAGCAGCAGCGUGUGGUCCGUGGGUGUCAUCAUGUACGUGAGCCUGAGCGGCACGUUCCCCUUUAACGAGGAUGAGGACAUCAGGCAACAGAUCACCAACGCCGCCUUCAUGUACCCGCGCCAGCCCUGGGCCUCCAUCUCGCUGGAGGCUGUGAGUCUCAUCAGUAACCUGCUGCAGGUGUCGGUGAAGCGGAGGUUCAGCGUGGGCAAAGCCCUGGGACACCCCUGGCUGCAGGACUUCCAGCUGUGGUGUGACCUCAGGCAGUUCGAGCAGAGGAUGGGCUGCAGGUAUCUAACGCACAGAGACGACGAGCAGCGCUGGGCAUGCUAUGCCCAGGAGAGAGGCCUGGAUUUCCCUUCUCACCUCUGCUGGGACCCCGACAAAGACUGACAUGUGACCGUAACAGGGGAGUUAAAGGCCUCAUGCAUGGCACACUUCUGCUUGAACUUCUCAGCCAAGUGAUCGAGUCUCUCCAGGCGGCGGAUCUCAGUGAGCAG
This is a messenger RNA of Monopterus albus (swamp eel), 2284 nucleotides long. It is a transcript of the gene prkd4, whose product is annotated as protein kinase D4. Gene Ontology annotation, cellular component: cytosol. NCBI's taxonomy places the organism in Eukaryota, Metazoa, Chordata, Actinopteri, Synbranchiformes, Synbranchidae. The record is from RefSeq and is a predicted model, not a curated record. Gene Ontology annotation, molecular function: protein serine/threonine kinase activity; ATP binding. Gene Ontology annotation, biological process: intracellular signal transduction; protein phosphorylation; phospholipase C-activating G protein-coupled receptor signaling pathway.